Messenger RNA from Eurytemora carolleeae, 3645 nucleotides. RefSeq names its product rho GTPase-activating protein gacF. NCBI's taxonomy places the organism in Eukaryota, Metazoa, Arthropoda, Copepoda, Calanoida, Temoridae. Gene Ontology annotation, molecular function: GTPase activator activity. Bases 319 to 2730 code for a protein of 803 amino acids. The record is from RefSeq and is a predicted model, not a curated record. Gene Ontology annotation, biological process: small GTPase-mediated signal transduction. The transcript has 16 exons.
CUUCGUGGCGCGUGGAGCUAUAGCGCGCUCCGUGCAGUGAAAUCAAGAGCGCGAGAGCUAAACGUUAAAAAACCACCAAAAUGUGAGAAAAAUUAUAAUUUUAGUGAAUGUAUUUUAAACAAUAAGAAAAGAUCCUGGUUCAAUAUCUGCUGAUUGGUUCAAUAUGUCCAGAGAUACGAUACAAGGAACCAAGGAGCUAUAACAGUUAUAGUCAACAUUUAAAAUGAAAUUCAGCUGUUUUCCAUAAUGGAAAAGAAAGUGUGAAUAAGUUGCCAGAAUUUCAAGAAUUCAAACAAUCUUAAGGACAAAUUAUCAAGUAUGCCGGGACCACCAACUAAUAGAACACCUUUCUGGUAUAGACACUCAUAUCAUCAACCAGAUAGUCUACAGUAUUAUGCUCCGGCUCAAUUCCUUCAAGCUGUCCCUACUCCGGGGGGUACCGGAGCAGGGUUCAGCCAACCUGGUUCUUCUCAGGGCUCCCAACUCUUCGCAGACAACUCUACUCCCACUAAUAAGAAUUUUAUGAGAGAUUCAAGAUUCAACAGGCAAAGGGUUCGACCUAGUUCUAUCUCCGAUAUGCAGUACUCCCUGGACUCUUCUCCAGCAUCAAGUGUUCCUUCGAAAUCUUCCUACUCCGGCAGCGGGACAGAUACAGGAUCAAGUUCAGUUCUCAGAUCUGAGAGUAACACUAGUUCUGAGAUCUCUCCUCUUGAUCAGUCCUGCUCCUCUCUACCAAGUCACUCCGGAGAAUCCACCAAUCUAUCAGCUGAUCAGGAUACGCACGAUGCUCAGAUUCCAGUCUGGAAGAGAAACGGAAAGUUCGUCUCUUUUUUCCGGAGCUUCAUCAGUCCUAGGACGAAGGAGAAGGAGAAGGUUGGGAUGAACCGUGUGUUUGGAUUGGAACUGACCAAGCUUCUAGCAGAUACUGGAGACGAAGUUCCCCAAGUACUGAGGAUAUGUUCCCAGCUUCUGGAAGAGAAGGGCAUUAUUGACGGAAUAUACAGGGCUCCGGGGAUAUCACAUAAUAUACAGAGAAUCAAAAACCUGUUCGAUGAGCAGAGAGUUCCAAACUUAGCUGGAGAACCUGCAGUUCUUCAUGAUAUUCACUGUGUUUCCUCCGUACUCAAACUUUACUUCAGAGAUCUUCCUACUCCGCUAGUAACCUAUGACCUGUACCCCCAUCUUGUCCUGGCCUCUAAACAAUCAGAAUUAAAGAGAUCGGAGAAAUUUCGGGAUAUUUUGCAACGUCUUCCAGCUGCUCACUACAGGACAAUGGACUGGUUGAUGAGACAUCUGAACCGAAUGUCCCAGCAGGCGGACAGAACUGGGAUGACGAGCAAAAACUUGGCGAUCGUUUGGUCACCGAAUAUCCUAAGGUGCGAUGUUUCGGAGUUAGAUACACAGGAUGCAUUACAGGAUGUCGGGUUGCAAGCUGUUAUCACGGAGUUCCUAAUCCGUUGUGCUGGAACCGUCUUCGCUCCUCCCUCCCCCUCCCAUCACACUGUUCCUUCACACUGUACACACUGUUGUUGCCACUGCACCAGUACAAAACCAACAAACAACAACAACAACAACAACAACACCGUGACUUUUUCUACCAACGUGACAACAGUGGGCCAAGGGAACUUGAAACCGGUUUUGAAAAACUCGGAAUCUAAGAAUAAAACAGAAAUAUUUAUCUCUGGUAAUCAGACUAGUCAGAUCAGAGAGGGUGUGCACAAUCAUCCGAACUCAAACGGUUUCCAAAAUGGAUCCACCAAGGUUCACCAAAAUGGACCUUCAAGAAACAAUUGUCGUUUCGACUCCGUGAGUCCGGUUCGGCUUGAAACGGGACAUUUCAUCCGGACACAGUCUGGACAUCAGGGUCGGACGAGUGUAGGGCAUCAUCAUGUGAGGGCGGAGAGCGCCCAUCAGUCCCGAGCUGAGACGAGGAUAAAUAUUGUUUCUCGACCUCGUCCUCGGUCUGUAGCUGUACCCAACCCGUCCUCAUCAGGAUUGUACUCAUUGGAGGAGGUUAAACUCGUCUCUUUACCUGCUAAGCAAACUGCUGAGCUGAUUGAUGUAAAAGGAGAACCUAUUCGACCGUCUGUAACCUUCCAUACCGUCCUAGAUCGGCCGGUCGACCGCCGAUCUGACUUUAAACCCCGCCGAAGCGGGAAUUGGAAGAAUAUUUUCAAUAUACAGAAUCUGAAUAAACCGAACCCGAUUCUUUCUAGUCAGCCGGAGAUACGGGGCAGUCAUCGGGAGAUAAAUAUUGACGAGGCUAUCCUGCCGGAGAAUAAACCUCUCAACCAUCGUCCUAGACCUAGAUCCGAGAUGAACCUAUCCUACUCCGUUCAGGAUUCUACGUUGAUGCUGACUCCCCUGAAGAACAACGAGUUCCAAGUGAGUACAACAAACCAGUUUAGUUUCCUACCCUACCAUCAGAACCUUAUUAACUUCAACAACAACAACAACAACAACAAUAACAAUAACAAGCAACAACCGUUCACACGUUCUAACAAGUUAAGACAAAACUUUGGUAAAAAAGCCGGUUCUAGACCUAAAUCAGUAGAUUUCGAGGUUCUUAAAUCCGUAGAAAAUAUAUGUCGAGCACAGCCCACUGCUUAUGGACCACCUGGAGUGGAUUCUGGAACAGGUUCGGACAAUAUACCGCAGCUCCGGGCAUCUCAGAGACUGAAGGAUAGACUGGUGGGAGAGUGGCAGAAUGUCCGGGCAUCCAGGGUGUAGGAAAGAUCCAGUUUAAGAGUUUAAUCCAGAACUCUGGGGUUUUCCAGUCCCGGAUAAGUGAGACUGCUACCGAAACUCCUAAUUACCAUAUAAAACCAUAUUUUUGGGAUUUUUUUAUCCAUAGACAUGGUACCAUCUAAUUCCUCAUCUGGGUAGGAUUUAUCUGUUUCUGAUUAUUAUUAUCUGUCCGGAAUUAAUUUACUCAAUCUAAGCCCAGGAAAGAACUAUAAAUAAAGAUUUUACGGAAAGACAAAUUACCAAGUAAACGAGUGCCAUGCCUAUAGAUUUCUCUAAAAUCCUUCCAGUGUAUUAUACAACCUACCCGGAGUAAUCAGACCAAAAACCAAUCCAUUAUAAAACCUAAAAGGACGGAGAGUUAAAUUAGGACUCAGAGACUUCAAUGUUCAGUCCAAGAACUAUAAUUUAUAGAUUCCGUUUAAAGAAAAAUAUAAAUCUGAAUAAAGCUGAACCCGGAUUUCCCUGCCUGGUCUAUGUUCAGACCUAUUCAGUUUCAAAUUGAAAAUUGCAUGGCUUGUGUUGUGUUUGAAGAAAAAUUGCAAAUAUGCACUUGUUGCAAAAAGAUUAUGCAAAUGGAAGUCAGGAAAAUUGCCUAGCUGCACAAAAACUGCAUUAUUGUGGUUCCUUCAAAUAUUCAUAAUGCACAUUGUACACAAAGAAACCGUACAUAAUCUGCAAUGUGCAUGUACGCAUGUACAACAAUUAAGUAGUUGUAAUAAAUAUAUAAAAGUGGCAAAAUUUCCAGGGCAAUUCUAUAGUUGAGACUGUGAUAAGAAACUAGUAUUUAGUUUCAAUUGUAUCCUUGUAUUAUAUUGUAUUCGUAGAUAUAGUAGAUAAUGUAUUAUUCUUAAACAAUUACAUUUUAUUAAACUGAAGUCAAUAAAAUAACAUAUUUUA